Chelonia mydas (Green sea turtle) is the source of this 5027-nucleotide messenger RNA. RefSeq names its product EPH receptor B1 (gene EPHB1). Gene Ontology annotation, cellular component: neuron projection; plasma membrane. The record is from RefSeq and is a predicted model, not a curated record. Gene Ontology annotation, molecular function: transmembrane-ephrin receptor activity; ATP binding; protein binding. Lineage: Eukaryota; Metazoa; Chordata; Testudines; Cheloniidae. The transcript has 17 exons. The coding region runs from base 351 to 3377 and encodes 1008 amino acids. Gene Ontology annotation, biological process: cell surface receptor protein tyrosine kinase signaling pathway; axon guidance; protein phosphorylation.
GGGGGUGGGAAGAGAGUUGAUGGGUGGGGGGGAACCCUUUCCCUCCCCCUCCCUCCAGCCUCAGUGGCUGAUUUUGUUCUCACUGUACACUUUACUAUUGCUUGCAAUGUGACACUAAAAUAUAUACUCUCUCUCUCACACACACACACACCACAUACACACACACACACCCCCAUGCACGCACACAGACACAGACACAGACACACACACACACACACACACAGAGAGCACUGGGGUAUCCAAAGUGGAAUACUAAAGGAGAUACAUAUAUAACAAAAAGCAACAAGAAGGGAAACCAGUCUUGCCAAACAAGGAACUAUUUUUUUUAUAACUCUUAUUUCUUCUGAAACAUGUUUGGGUCUACCAUGGCACUGGAUUUUGUAGUGGUUUUCUGCUUGGCAUCUGCAAUUGCAGCAGUGGAAGAAACCUUGAUGGAUACCCGGACGGCUACAGCUGAGCUGGGCUGGACUGCAAACCCUCCUUCAGGGUGGGAAGAAGUGAGCGGCUAUGAUGAGAACCUGAACACCAUCCGCACUUACCAGGUGUGCAACGUCUUUGAACCCAAUCAGAACAACUGGCUCCUCACCACGUUCAUAAACAGACGGGGCGCCCACCGCAUCUACACCGAGAUGCGCUUCACCGUGCGGGACUGCAGCAGCCUCCCCAAUGUCCCUGGCUCUUGCAAGGAAACCUUCAACCUGUACUACUAUGAGACGGAUUCUAUCAUUGCCACCAAGAAGUCGGCCUUCUGGACGGAGGCACCCUACCUCAAAGUGGACACAAUUGCUGCUGAUGAGAGCUUCUCCCAGGUGGACUUUGGGGGCCGGUUGAUGAAAGUGAACACUGAGGUGAGGAGCUUCGGACCCCUCACCCGUAAUGGCUUUUACCUUGCCUUCCAGGACUAUGGGGCUUGCAUGUCACUGCUCUCAGUCAGGGUCUUCUUCAAGAAGUGCCCGAGUGUGGUGCAGAACUUUGCCAUCUUCCCAGAGACCAUGACUGGGGCGGAGAGCACAUCUCUGGUGAUUGCACGUGGCACCUGCAUUCCCAAUGCUGAGGAGGUGGACGUACCCAUUAAGCUGUACUGCAAUGGUGAUGGAGAGUGGAUGGUUCCCAUUGGCCGCUGCACUUGCAAGGCUGGCUACGAGGCUGAGAACAACGUGGCCUGCAAAGCUUGUCCAGCAGGGAUGUUUAAGGCCAACCAGGGCAUGGGGACCUGUGCCCAGUGUCCCACUAACAGUCGCUCCACGUCGGAGGCCUCUCCCAUCUGCACCUGCCGCAAUGGCUAUUAUCGUGCUGAUUUUGACUCACCAGAGGCAGCCUGCACCAGUGUCCCGUCAGGGCCCCGCAACGUUAUCUCCAUUGUCAAUGAGACGUCCAUUAUCCUAGAGUGGCACCCGCCCCGGGAGACAGGCGGGCGUGAUGACGUAACCUACGACAUUGUCUGUAAGAAGUGCCGGCCUGACCGCCGCAGCUGCUCCCGCUGCGAUGACAACGUGGAGUUUGUACCCGGGCAGUUGGGCCUGACAGAGACCCGGGUCUUCAUCAGCAGCCUUUGGGCCCACACGCCGUAUACCUUUGAGAUCCAGGCUGUUAAUGGUGUCUCUGGCAAGAGCCCCUUCCCCCCGCAGCACGUGUCGGUGAACAUCACCACAAACCAAGCUGCUCCCUCCACAGUUCCCAUCAUGCACCAGGUAAGUGCCACCAUGAGGAGCAUCACACUGUCGUGGCCUCAGCCAGAGCAGCCCAAUGGCAUCAUCCUGGACUACGAGAUCCGUUACUAUGAGAAGGUGAGCCGGAUCUGCCACCCCGAGAUCAGCAGCACUGUGGGUUCACGACCAGCCACCGAUCACAACGAGUACAAUUCAUCCAUGGCCAAGAGUCAAACCAACACGGCCAGGAUCGAGGGGCUGAGGCCUGGCAUGGUGUAUGUGGUGCAGGUGCGAGCCCGGACAGUGGCUGGCUAUGGGAAAUACAGCGGGAAAAUGUGCUUCCAAACGCUGACAGAUGAUGACUACAAGUCAGAGCUGAGAGAGCAGUUGCCUUUGAUCGCAGGGUCUGCAGCAGCCGGUGUGGUCUUCAUUGUCUCGCUGGUGGCUAUUUCAAUCGUCUGCAGCAGGAAGCGGGCUUACAGCAAAGAGGCCGUGUACAGUGAUAAAUUACAGCACUACAGCACUGGCCGAGGCUCUCCAGGGAUGAAGAUCUAUAUUGACCCCUUCACUUAUGAGGACCCCAACGAGGCUGUCCGCGAGUUUGCCAAGGAGAUUGACGUCUCAUUCGUGAAGAUUGAAGAAGUCAUUGGAGCAGGGGAGUUUGGAGAAGUGUAUAAAGGACGUCUGAAACUGCCCAGCAAGAGGGAAAUCUAUGUGGCCAUUAAGACAUUAAAGGCUGGCUACUCUGAGAAGCAGCGUAGGGAUUUCCUGAGUGAGGCCAGCAUCAUGGGACAAUUUGACCACCCAAAUAUCAUUCGGCUGGAAGGAGUGGUGACCAAAAGCCGGCCAGUCAUGAUCAUCACAGAGUUUAUGGAGAAUGGAGCUCUGGACUCCUUUCUGAGGCAAAAUGACGGGCAGUUCACAGUCAUCCAGCUGGUGGGGAUGCUCAGGGGAAUUGCUGCGGGAAUGAAGUACCUUGCGGAGAUGAACUACGUGCACCGGGACCUCGCCGCCAGAAACAUCCUGGUCAAUAGUAACUUGGUGUGCAAAGUGUCUGACUUCGGUCUCUCGCGCUACCUGCAAGAUGAUACCUCUGACCCAACCUAUACCAGCUCCUUGGGUGGGAAGAUCCCGGUGAGGUGGACAGCCCCUGAGGCCAUCGCCUACCGCAAGUUCACCUCCGCCAGUGAUGUCUGGAGUUACGGCAUUGUCAUGUGGGAAGUGAUGUCCUUCGGAGAGAGGCCGUACUGGGACAUGUCCAACCAAGAUGUAAUCAAUGCAAUUGAGCAAGAUUACCGUCUUCCCCCUCCUAUGGACUGCCCAGCUGCGCUGCACCAGCUCAUGCUAGACUGCUGGCAGAAAGACCGCAACACCCGCCCUCGCUUCACUGAGAUAGUCAACACCCUAGAUAAAAUGAUCCGCAACCCGGCAAGCCUCAAAACUGUAGCUACCAUCACCGCUGUGCCUUCUCAGCCACUGUUAGACCGCUCCAUCCCAGAUUUCACUGCCUUUACCUCAGUAGAAGAUUGGUUAAGCGCCAUUAAAAUGAGCCAGUACAGAGACAACUUCCUGACUGCUGGCUUCACCUCCCUCCAGCUUGUUGCCCAGAUGACCUCAGAAGAUCUCCUGAGAAUAGGGGUGACUUUGGCCGGACACCAGAAGAAGAUUCUGAAUAGUGUCCAGUCUAUGAGAGUACAGAUGAGUCAGUCUCCAACCUCGAUGGCAUGACGUCUCUCAUUUUAUGGGGAUGGGAAAGGGAGGGGAAACAAUGAAGGGUCAGAGGUGGGACGGGAGGAACAGACUGACAAAGCAGUGAAAAAUGUGGAAAGGUUGAAUUAUCGUCUAAGAACUGUAGCAGCUGCAGACAAAGAACACAUGGGACUUGUUUCUAACCGGCAGCUUCCGUUUCUCGCUAACAGAAGCACACUUACCAAUGCCAGGGGAAACAGCAUAUAAAUAAAUAUAAAUAUGUACAAAUCAUAUAUUUAAAAGACAAUGAAGACAAACCAAUGUGUGUUGGGAAAAAAAUAGACUCCAAUCCCACCACCAGUGAGCAGUAGUCAAAACUGAUAAGAAACAAGGGGCCAGUGGGGUGGGGAGAGGUGCAAGAAUUGAGUUUCCAACCCAGAGAAACCAUCUUCAGCAACGACAUUCCUUUUCUUUUCUUCUUUUGCUCCCCUCCCUGACCUCUCUCCCACACCCCAUUCUCUUUCUACUCAUGAUCUAUGUGGAAGUGUCUUCAAAAGUCUCCACAGCUACCUACUGUAAUAUCAAGAUGUUGUUCUGUCAAGUACCAAAGGACUUCACUGACCACUGCAUGGGGGAUCCAAAUCAAUCCAGUUAAUGUCUUCAUAUUGAAGAAGAGAUGUACCUUCAAUAGAAAACCUUGUUUUUCUUUUGCUUGCAUUUUUUUGCAAAAAGGAAAAAAAAACAUAAUGGAAAAAGAAAAAGGUGUUCCCGUGUGCGCGCAUGCGCAUUUGUAUGUGUACUUUGUCAACUUACUGUGGAUUCACUGCUUCUCCAUAACAGAGAAAACAAACCAACCCAAGUAGAAUGGAUGGUAAAUUCAUAACAUCCAGCGGAACUGGUGGUGUGGGGGAAGGGAGAAGUGAUUGGCUUUGCUUUCUGUCUGGAUCAGUUGUACCUGGAAAGUUUAAUGAGAAAUAAGAGAAAAAUAAAGCAAACCCAACUUUCAAUGUUUUGCAAACCUGGAGGAAGAAGCAAAGGAACAGUCAGGUUGGAUACUGCACGGGUUUCAUAUGGGAUUAUUAUGAGAUGCACAGUGUUUGUUACGGGAUUGUUGACUGCAGAGGCAACAGGAAAAGAAGACAGACAGACACUCUGGAAAAUAGACUGGUUAGUCCUCCAGUAUCUCCAUGAUCUGCAGAAGAUGGCUAUGGAGAACUUUUUUUCCCAUCGUGUGAACCUAAGGAUUUUGCUAUUAAAUUACUGACUUAGGUUUCAUGGCUUCAGAGGGGGAAUACAUCAGUAGUUCAUCUCACAAGGAAAUGGAGACAGGACAGCAUACUGCUGACCUCCAUUUCCUCUGGCAAAGCACCCUGCCACCAUGACUGCAGGAUGAAUGCUGACGUCUCCACCGCGAAGUCAGGCUCUUGUGCCAAGGCUUCGCUCUGUCCUGAUGAGCAGAGGCGAUGAGAGCCCUCGUCUCAGCAGCAUGCACUGUGCCGGCCAGCAGAUGCCCUGUCCUGUACAUAGUCAAUGAGAUGUCUGUACAAGAUUUUGCCCCGUUGUAAUUUUUUUUCCCGAUUCGUUGAUUGUGUUUAAAUUGUCAGAGUUUGUAACGGUAACUUUCAGAGAAUAUUGUACUAAAGAGAAAAUUGCACUCAAUAAAAAUGAUGAAAUAAGCCUGAUGACUUU